Penicillium lagena is the source of this 900-nucleotide messenger RNA. RefSeq lists its product as uncharacterized. Bases 1 to 900 code for a protein of 299 amino acids. The transcript is spliced from 2 exons. Lineage: Eukaryota; Fungi; Ascomycota; Eurotiomycetes; Eurotiales; Aspergillaceae. The record is from RefSeq and is a predicted model, not a curated record.
AUGCGCCCAGCGCUUCAUAGACCCGGCGCGAUUCCGCUCCUCGCCUUGGUUGUGUUCUCGCUGCUCUCGCUGGUGCCGUCGCUGCCGAGCAUCUACAACUUGAAAUUGGCCGAUUUGGGCUACUACUAUGGUAGCGCAGCUCGUCAAGCGCCCCUAAUCAAGGAUGGCCUUGCCGAUAUACCAUCCGAACUUUCCGUGCAGAACGCCGACCGUCGGAAAGGCCUAAUUAGAGCGUUCUCUCAUAGAUCACGCGCCAAUCGCCUGUCGCACACGUCUCGAAUCGAGACCGACGGCUCUCUCCCCACCUCCACCGACGUCACGCCGGUUGACAAUAAUAGCCAACUGUCCUAUCUCUAUGGAGAUUCAUCCAUGUUCAUCCGUCCCGUACGAACAAUCCGAUUAUACAUCUCUCAGCAGCUGGAUGCCUCCAAUCGCGCCGCAUCAGCAUCCGAAACGCAAAACUCAUGUCCCGCCAUCUCCGUCACGAAUUCAUCUACUUCCUCGCCGUCUCACGAUCCGUUUCAAGACUUCCAUUACGCGUAUAGAAACCAAUCCUCCCCGUGGCAUCGAGUUUUCGGCGAUGAGCUAGCGCUGAAGCUCCCUGCCCAUCUCAGUCAAUUCUGGCAGCAGGCCUGCCAUGUUGUAACUGACCUAUGGCCGUCCUGGACUGGCUCCCGGCCCUCAUUCUCGGUACAACAAAACAAAGAACAUCAAAUCCCCGCAUCGGGUUUUGAAUCGCGGCCCACAAAAGACCCUGAGGACCACUCACAACCACUGGAGUCACCCACCAUCGUGACCGACGACUCCGAGGAUAUUGCUGCUGGCCGGCACUCGGAGAAUAUGCGCGGCAGUUGCAUGGCCGUCGUGAUUGGAUUGGUGGCAGGGAUCAUCUUAUUCUAA